CUGCUGGCUUUCGCAGGAGGAUGUCGGCAUCGCAGACAAGGGUCGAAGUAGAGCCGCAGGCAGGCAGCAGCAGCGGUGUGGGCGCUGCGGAGCUGCAGGAGCGGCCGACAGCUGUGCCCUCAGCUGAGCAGCCAACUCCUCAAAGUCAAGAGCGCCGCGUUCGCUGCCCCCAGUGCCACGAGUUGGUGGUGGAACAACAGCGAUUCUUCGUCGACCAGUUCUACAUUGACUGGUGGAAUGUUAUCUGCAGUAUCGAACGUAGUGGCACGUGUGACGAGAUAAAACUCGAUGCUUCAGACCUGCAGUACUUCCUCAACUUGAGACGCCCUAGGACUAGGGCACGCAAUCGGCAGGCGGCUGCUAGACGAUGAAAGACUGCAGUUGGCGUGAACGCUCACGUGCGAACGGUGUAUACGUCUGUCCAGUUUAACA
Messenger RNA from Schistocerca gregaria, 432 nucleotides. RefSeq lists its product as uncharacterized. NCBI's taxonomy places the organism in Eukaryota, Metazoa, Arthropoda, Insecta, Orthoptera, Acrididae. The transcript has 3 exons. The coding region runs from base 21 to 371 and encodes 116 amino acids. The record is from RefSeq and is a predicted model, not a curated record.